AUGGCGCAUGGCAGGCGGUUUACUGCAGAGCAGGUGUACGCCAUGAUUUGUUUAGACACUGAGUCUGCAAGUGAAGGUGACAUGAAUUUUAUUGCAUCAUCAUCUUCAAAUGAAUCUGAUGAACCCCCAAGAAGGCGCCAAAGGGUUGAUGAUCAGUCAAGUGCACCUAUUUGGGCACCCCCAGAUAACUAUGUGGCCCAGGUACCCAACUUUACUGCUGAUGCGGGUACACAUGUUAAUACGACUGGGUUUAGAGAAAUUGAUUUUUUCAAGCUUUUCUUUACUGAUAAUUUAAUUUCAUUGAUGGUUGUGCAAACCAAUUUGUACGCAAACCAAUUUAUUGCCAUGAAUCCUACAACAUUUCAUGCCCCGAAAUGGACCCCUACCGACGCUGGGGAGAUGCGUACAUUUUGGGGCAUUGUAUUAAGUAUGGGCCUGGUAAAAAAACCAUCUAUAAGAGCAUACUGGAGUACAGACAUACUUUACCACAAUCCAAUGUAUCGUGCAGCCAUGUCUAGAAUGAGAUUUGAAGCCAUAAUGAAAUUUAUACACUACAAUGAUAAUACCAGAUGCCCACCCCAAGAUGAUCCCAAUUUUGAUAGAUUGUAUAAAUUAAGGCCCAUAAUCACCCAUUUCAAUUCUAUGUUUGCAGAACUAUAUACCCCUGAUAAACAUAUUGUUGUUGACGAAUCCCUAGUGAACUUCAAAGGAAGGCUGCAUUUUCAACAGUACUUGCCAAACAAGAGGGCAAGAUAUGGCAUCAAGCUGUAUACAUUGUGUGAAAGUGAAACUGGCUACACACAUCGCUUUAAAAUAUAUGAGGGGAAGGAUUCUAAAAUAGAACCCCCAGAAUGUCCCCCUACCCUUGGAAUAAGCGGAAAAAUUGUAUGGGAUUUGGUUCACCCAUUGCUGGAUCAAGGAUACCACCUGUACCUUGACAACUUUUAUUCCAAUAUAUCACUUUUUAAGUGCCUUGCUAACAGAAGUACGGUGGCAUGUGGCACAAUAAGAAAGAACCAAAAAGGCCUCCCAAAAACGCUGCUGGGGCAAAUGCUUAGGGUGGGAGAGAGCAGAGCACUUUGUAACGAAAAUAUAUUGUGUGUUAAAUAUAAAGACAAAAGAGAUGUACUUAUGUUAACCACAAUACAUUGUGACAUCAGCACCCUUGUGCCUGUUAGAGGUACUGGCACUGAAACCCCUAAACCAGUGUGCAUUCAAGAAUAUAAUAAAUUUAUGGGUGGGGUAGACCUGUCAGACCAGGUACUCAAACCCUACAGUGCCAUGCGAAAAUCCAGGAUAUGGUAUAAAAAACUUGUGGUGCACGUUACACAGGUUGCAUUAUAUAAUGCAUUUGUGCUUUACAGAAAUGCUGGCCAAGAGGGAACUUUUCUUGAAUUUCUAGAAAAUGUAAUAAAGGCCCUCAUAUAUUGGGACCGGGAGGAGGCAGGCCCCAGUACCACUUCUACAUGUGCGGCAACAAGGAUAGUGCCAGGACAGCACUUCCCCAGUGAAAUUUCUCCCACUGCUAAAAAGAGCAAGCCGCUAAAACGUUGCCGUGUGUGUUACAAAAAUGGUAUUAGAAAGGAAACCAGCUAUCAAUGUGAAACAUGUCCAUCAAAACCUGGCCUUUGUAUGAAAAGAUGCUUCAAAAUUUACCAUACUACUUUUGAUGUAUAA
Molecule: messenger RNA, 1677 nt
Organism: Bufo gargarizans (Asiatic toad)
Lineage: Eukaryota; Metazoa; Chordata; Amphibia; Anura; Bufonidae
Product: piggyBac transposable element-derived protein 4-like
Exons: 1
Coding region: 1-1677 (558 amino acids)
Source: RefSeq, a predicted model, not a curated record